AUGAUUGUCGGUGAAAUGUCCAAAGAGAUGGAAAUAACCCAACAGCAUCACAUCGAGCUUGUCUCAAGCGAAGGAGACAUGUCAGCUAAGGCUGAUACUUCCCCUAUCGAGCUUGAAAAAGGGAAGUUCGUCAACUCGGGUGAAAUACUGAAAUACAGUGAAGAAGAUGAUGAAGCUCUACAAGCGAUCGCCAACUACAAUGGACCACCGCUUAUCUUGGAUGGGAAGACGAAUCGCAGAUUACUGAGAACAAUAGAUUGGCAUCUCAUGCCCAUAUUAUGCUGCGUCUUCUGUCUUAACUAUUUGGACAAUACUACACUCUCCUAUGCUAGUAUCAUGGGUAUCAAGGAAGACCUGGAUUUGGUCGGAGAUCAAUAUUCAUGGCUUGGGUCGAUAUUCUAUGUUGGAUGGCUUGUUUGGGAGCCGCCUCCUUCAACGACUCCCCCUGGCCAAAUACUCUGCUUUCUGCGUCUUCACGUGGGGCGCGAUCCUAGCAAUAUUUGCGUCAAUAAUUUCGCAGGCGCUGCUACUAUUCGGUUCUUGCUAGGCAUGUUUGAAGCUGCCAGUAUGCCGGCCUUUGCACUUCUCUCAUCACAAUGGUAUACAGUCCGAGAACACAACUCCAGAACUGGCAUUUGGAUCAGUUCAAAUGGAUGGGGUCAGAUAGUUGGUGGAUUGGUAGCAUAUGGUAUCUCGCGUCGAUUGUCUGAAGUUGAGGGCGCGAUCGCAGGAUGGAAGUUGAUAUUUAUCGUGACGGGCUGUUUCACCACUCUUAUCGGUAUUCUGUUCUUCUGGGUUAUCCCUGACUCACAACUAAACUGCCGUUGGCUAAGCUACCACGAUCGAUUUCUGGCCAUUCAACGAGUCCGCGUGAACGAACAAGGAAUCGGAAAUCGAUAUUUCAAAUGUCAACUGAUCGAAAGCUUCGGAUAUACCUCUCAACAAAGUCUUCUCUAUGGAAUCCCAGGAGGAGUUGUAGUCCUCAUUGCAUGUUUUUCGAAUGGCUGGGCUGGUGAUCGGUAUCAGAAUCGAACCCUGAUCGCUUGUAUACCUAUGGCCGUUGCACUCGUUGGCAUCAUUCUCAUUGUCGCUCUACCUGUUUCACAGAAAGGCGAUCCCGGCUACCGGUGCGAGUGUUCUAUCACCGUCGCCGCAAUCUAUCUCAUUGGAUAUUGCGUGGGAAAUAUUAUUGGGCCUCAAACCUUUCGCUCCAGUGAUGCACCGCGAUAUGUCCCUGCGGAGAUUACUAUUCUUGUUUGUUUUGCGGUUUGUAUUUGUGACUUGGUAUUCAUCAAUUGGUGGUGUCAACGGGAGAAUAGACGGAAAGCUGCGGUGCGCGCUAGCUCUGGAUAUACUCGUACGGCGAAUCAAGGGCUACGUGAUCUAACAGACCGCGAGAACCCUGAAUUUAUCUACUCCUUGUAG
Molecule: messenger RNA, 1425 nt
Organism: Penicillium malachiteum
Lineage: Eukaryota; Fungi; Ascomycota; Eurotiomycetes; Eurotiales; Aspergillaceae
Exons: 7
Coding region: 1-1425 (474 amino acids)
Biological process (GO): tripeptide transport; transmembrane transport; allantoate transport
Cellular component (GO): plasma membrane
Molecular function (GO): allantoate transmembrane transporter activity; dipeptide transmembrane transporter activity
Source: RefSeq, a predicted model, not a curated record